GACAAAACAAAACAAACAAUAACCAAGGGCAAGAAAAGUCUCCAGUUAGAUGGCUUCUUGUGUGGUCAGAACAGAGGGCGUGAGGACAGUUUAGGGGGCCUAGCCAUAGAAAGUAGAUCAAGGCCAUUUUUCUUUCCUGGUGAGAAAUGUAAAUUUUAUUUAAGGCGCAAUGGGAAUUUAAAGUAAUAGAUAAAUAAAUAAAACCAAUGUGCAGUAUUCCCGUGCAAUGGGAAGACAUCAAAGUGUUUAAAUAGGGAACAAACCUGACUUACCUUAAAAAAGAAUUGUUUGGUGUGUGGUAUCCAGAAUGAAUUGAAGGGGAACGAGGCUGGAUGCGGGCUUGACCUGGCUGGUGAAGGUGGGGUUGGAGAGAGUGUGUGUUUAUGGAAUGUCCUAAACAGAGCUAAGGAAAAGAGGAAUCACAGAAGACCAGUGAGUCAUGAGCUUGGGCUCCUGGGUGGGUAGUGUUACGAUGUACUGAGAGGGAAGAAAGGGUGGAAGGAGAGUUUUGCUUGGUCUCGUUAAAUUUCACAUGCUUGUUACACAUACAACUGGGCCCUUAGAUAACAGGAAUCUGAAGAUAAAGUCUGAGUUGGGGAAUUACGUAUAGAUAACCUCCACCUGUUUAAAAUUAUCAUAGUCUCAGGCCAUAUAGAUGUGCCAUCAGCCACAUAAUAAUUAGCUCUAUUCACGGACUGAGUGAAAAACUUAACCAAAAUGACACAUAUUAAAGCAACGCACAGUUGGCAUCUGUGUACAGUAUCUUCGACUUGGGCUCUGGAACUUCAGUUCUGAGAGUGGAACUGCUCAGUCUAUGCAUUUCCGCACUCAUUUCACACUUUAAAUUUUGAAAGGGGCCCAACUCCUUAGAAAUGGUCGCACCCAUCUACGCUUGCAGCAACACGGACGCUUCCUCACACUCUGGCUAACACUGGGCAUCCGUUUUGGAAGGCAAGGAAUCCAAAACUUCUGAAAGAACAGCUGCAGUUGCUGGUCAUUUGGCUGAACUUUUUAAUGAUCAAUUAAGGACCACAGUAAUGAAGACUCACUUCCAAGAUGUUAAGAAUGAAAGUGGGGUUGUUGGAAAUGUGAUAAAUCCAAUAAAAGCCAGGGGAGUUGCAAAUGUGAGGUUCAAAGGAAAAAAAGAGAAUGUCAACAGAAAACAGGAACGCUGUCAGGUAGAAGAGUCUGGAUCUACUCCGUUCACAGACCCUCAUUGCCAUGAAAAGGUCUUCAGCUCUGUGGAAGCUAUCCUCGAUCUAUCUGUUUUUAGGAGUCAAGUCCCUCUAGAAAGUCUGGUAAUGGAUCUGAAAAGGAAAAUCCCAACUUUACGCUUCAGUCCUUUGGAACCUAAUGGAAGAAUCUCCGUCCAAGGAUCAUUUCUGGCUAUCCAGAAGCUCAAAGAAUCUUUGCUAUUAAAAGCAAGUUUUCUUUUAGAAAAAAACAGGAAUUUUAUCAGUGAGGGGAAAAGUCCGAAUAGGCAGAACCCCAGAAGGCAUCUCCAGAGAAGAAGCUCCUCAGAGUCGCUCAGGUCCUCAGUACCGGAGGCCACCAGGAGAGGAGAAACGCUUGUUCUCGACACAGAUAUUUUCCUCUACCUCAAAAAGAGCAGAUUUUACAAAAACACUUUGAAAACCUGUCAUGUUUUCUGUGAGGAAAGAGUGGAUGGUGAAAUUACCACAAUUUGUAUAAAAAAUGCUCAAGAAUGUUCUCAGCCAAAUAAUGAAAAGGUUGUAAAAGCACUUUUUGAGGAAUAUUCACUUGCUCUUCACUUUGAACUGAGAAAGGAGACACUCACUUUGAAAGGAAAGGGAAGUAAAGAUAAAAGAAAUAUUAAACUGGCAUGUGAACAACUCAGUUCAAGGUUCCCUCAGGUUCAGAUUAAUUUUUAUGAGACACACAUAGACAUUAUAGGAUCAUCUUCUGACACAAACUUGUUUAAAAAAGAGGUCACGGAAUUAAUAAGGUUAGAAAGUUAGACAAUGAGAUCUCAGCAGUAGUAAUGACAAUGGCAGUUGCUUUUCCUCACAGAGUAGUGAGCAGUGUCUGACUAGCUUUACACACAUUAUCUCAUUUAAUCCUUGCAACCAUCCUUCAGUGUAGACAUUGCUAUCCUCAUGUUGUAGCGGAAGAACCUAGGAUUUGGAGAGGUUAAAACUCUUGUCUGGAGUUAUCCAGUGGGCAAGGAAUGGGGCUGGGGUUAAACUUGGCCUAUCUGACUACAAAAAUAAUAUUUAAGGCUUAAAACUUUGAAAAAAAAUCUCUUUAAGUUUGGAGAAAUCUCACUUUCUCUGUACCUCCAAAUUUUCAGAAAGAGAAAUAGCCUUAAAUCUAACACAGAAGAUGUUUGGAUGAUUGUUACGCCUUUGGCCAUUUCAUAGCAUUUACUCCAAAUAGUUUGUUUACUCCAAACAGAAUUAGAACGCUGGCAAAACUCACUUGGAGAAGCUACUUUGAUUGAAAGUACUUCUGAAGCAGAUAAUCAUUACCUGACUAAAUCUGAUUUGUACAAGGCUGCUGGACCAUGUGGGACAUUUUUAUUGUUGCUUAUUUAGCCUAAGUACAUACAUAAAAUGCUGGUUCUCUUAGAAUUGUGAAGAAUUACAAAGUAUAGUGUCUUUUUUCUUUAUUCCUCCCUUUAUUUUAUAAUUACAUGGCUAAAGUAAUAGCAUUUGAGGAAUAAAAACAUAGAUGUUUCCUUAAAGAUGACAGAAGGAUUUGAAAAUUCUGGAGAAGAAUUACUGGAGAAGGGAAAACAAGAGCUUUUAAGUUAUUUGGUUGUCUAUGACUCCCCUGAAUUUAACUUUGGGAUAGUUUCAAGUGCCUGGGGCACAUUAUCCUAGGAUGAUAAAAUGUAUACAUCUUGCUCAUCUCAAAGUAAAUAAAUGUGGGGGCGCCUGGCUCAGUGGGUUAAGCCUCUGCCUUCAGCUCAGGUCAGGCCUCU
Molecule: messenger RNA, 2944 nt
Organism: Mustela erminea (ermine)
Lineage: Eukaryota; Metazoa; Chordata; Mammalia; Carnivora; Mustelidae
Gene: RBM43
Product: RNA binding motif protein 43
Exons: 4
Coding region: 1038-1979 (313 amino acids)
Source: RefSeq, a predicted model, not a curated record